UUUAAGCAGUUGAAGAGUAGAGUAGAGGAGAGAUGGGUGAGCAGCAGGAGGAGGAGGAGGUGGAGAUGCUGGUGAAGAAGAUCACCGGCCUGGCCACGGCCAUCGCCAAGCUGCCGUCGCUGAGCCCGUCGCCGGAGGUGAACGCGCUCUUCACGGAGCUGGUGGUGACCUGCAUCCCGCCGAGCAGCGUCGACGUCGAGCAGCUCUCCCCGGAGGCGCAGGACAUGCGCGCCGGCCUCAUCCGCCUCUGCGCCGACGCCGAGGGCCAUCUGGAGGCGCACUACUCCGACCUCCUCGCCGCCCACGACAACCCGCUCGACCAUCUCGCCCUCUUCCCCUACUUCAACAACUACAUCCAGCUCAGCCAGCUCGAGUACGGCCUCCUCGCCCGCCACGUCCCCGGCCCGCCGCCCUCCCGCCUCGCCUUCCUCGGCUCCGGCCCGCUCCCGCUCACCUCCCUCGUCCUCGCCGCGCGCCACCUCCCCGCCGCCUCCUUCCACAACUACGACAUCUGCGCCGACGCCAACGACCGCGCCAGGCGCCUCGUCCGCGCCGACCACCGCCUCGCCGCGCGCAUGGCCUUCCACACGUCCGACGUCGCCGACGUCACGCGCGACCUUGCCACCUACGACGUCGUCUUCCUGGCGGCGCUGGUGGGCAUGGCCGCCGAGGACAAGGCCCGCGUGGUGGAGCACCUCGGGAGGCACAUGGCGCCCGGCGCCGCCCUGGUGGUGCGGAGCGCGCACGGCGCCCGCGGCUUCCUGUACCCCGUGGUGGACCCGGAGGAGAUCCGGCGCGGCGGCUUCGACGUGCUCGCCGUGCACCACCCGGAGGGCGAGGUGAUCAACUCCGUCAUCAUCGCGCGCAAGCCGGCCGUGGCGCCGGAGGGAGGAGACGCGCACGUGCACUCGCAUGGCGCGGUAAUGAGCCGCCCAUGCCAGUGCUGCGAGGUGGAGGCGAGGGCGCACCAGAAGAUGGAGGAGAUGGCCGCCAUGGAGAAGCUGCCCUCCUAGGCUCACCUUAUUACCAUCAAUUAAUUAAUUACCAUGCAUUAAGAACAAAUUAAUUAAUCAAGUCCUACCAUAAUUAUCUACCACUAGUAGUAAUUAAUAAUAUGUUUGGUAGUAAUUUCCAGCCAUACAUGCCAUAUAUUUCACUAUCUUUUUUUUCUUUUCUUUUAUUAUGAGGGAGAGAAAUUAAUAUACUCCAUAUGUCGCCAUCGAACUGCCGCCGCCAUAUAUAUAUAUAUGUGGUUACUGCCUUAAUCAAUCAUUGUCUCUGUUGCGUAUCAUGUCGAGUGUAAGUGGUUAAUAUUUUUCUGUAAUUGCAUUGCCUGCAUAAUCUGACGUACGCAGUGUCUCCAUCGAUCUCCAGCUUUAGCAAUGGAGAUUGAUCGACAAGCAAUUACAAUAAUGGAGUUAACUAUAAGAAGCGAUUAAUUAACUAUUCUGCAAGUGU
Messenger RNA from Oryza brachyantha (malo sina), 1458 nucleotides. RefSeq names its product nicotianamine synthase 3. The transcript has a single exon. Bases 33 to 1013 code for a protein of 326 amino acids. The record is from RefSeq and is a predicted model, not a curated record. Gene Ontology annotation, biological process: nicotianamine biosynthetic process. Gene Ontology annotation, molecular function: nicotianamine synthase activity. Lineage: Eukaryota; Viridiplantae; Streptophyta; Magnoliopsida; Poales; Poaceae.